AUCAUCGUCUGCGGUGUCCAGCCCAGUUGCGGGCGCCCGAAUAGUUUUUACAGUAAUUUAGUGAGAGAAAAGUAAUUACGUACAAUUUUAGAGAGAGAAACUUCCACAAGAACGAAGGACGAACAAAACCAGAAGCUCCAUUUACAUAUACGGAAACAAGUAUAUAUAUUUAUACGAAGGAUAAAUGCUUUGACGGGUGUAUACAGAAAUAUUCUCGUGCUUUGAAAUGAGGAGGAAUGCAUGGAUGUAGUUCUGCAUUUGUUACCUUAGUCAAUGCUGAGGUUGAUUCUAUGGGACUAGUUGGUAUUGGUAGCAAAACUUCUCCACUGCGAGCUGAGAUUGAGAAGGUUCAGUCAGAGCUUAGGCAGGAGUACAUCGUUCGAGAUGAAAGGAGAAGAGAGCUGGAAUAUCUUGAGAAAGGUGGAAAUCCGUUGGAUUUUAAGCUUGGUAAUGUUGCUUCAGUUAGCGUCCAGUCAACUUCGUUGAGAAAUCGACACCCUGAUCAGUUUGUCACUAGUGAACGAAAAGGCAGUUUUACACUUAUAUCAUCACCUCAUGGAGACUCUGUGGAAAGUAGUGGUAGGCCUGGAGCACCUCCUCGUGAGCCCAAUAGUGCCGAUAAUAUCAUGUUAUUUGAUGGUAAAAUUGAAUUCUCUGAAGGUGAUCAGAACUCUUCACAUCCUAGCAGGAGUAACAUUGCACCAUCGGAGAAGUCAUCUUAUACGGGUGGGAGUCAAAAUGUCAGAGAAUUUGGGGAAUCUGAUGCUUUUGGUCUCCCUAGGAAAGCUUAUAAGAGAAGAUACAGGUCCCGGCCAAGUAAUGAUCGAAUCAAGUCAAGUUCAACAGAUGUAGUUCUAACUCGUGGUGGUCAUGGCUCUUCUUUACCUCCUCUCCGAGGUCCCAGGGAUGCAAAAGAACUAGUUUCUGAUUCAGAAAACUAUAACAACCAAAAUACAUCAUCAAAUUGUAACUCAAAGCCUACAAGUCCAAUGGAUAAUAUCCUUCAUAUGACUGUCCCAUCAGUCAGCCAGCAGGAUAUGGAGUUGGAUAGUGCAAGGAUUGUAAAAUCAACUAAGGACUCGAUAAAAGAUGGUUCACCAAAUGCUGCAUCAGAUUCUAAUACUUCCAAAACCCCUCUGGACAAUCAAAACAACCAACAAUCAAUUUCUGAAGCUGAAAAAUCUCCAGUUAAAAUGGCCUCUGAUGGACCUGAGCCAUUGCAGUCAAGGGAAGAGGUAACAUCUGGAGUCAUUGAGUGCCAGCCAAGUGUGAUUCCUGCAAAAGUUGAGAGUCAAUCUUGUUCCUGUCAUAUGAAUGGUCUUGGUAGUGAAAAGGGUAAUCAGAUAAAAAAUGAUGCUCAGAAUAGUAGCACGGAGCGUGGCACAAAGGGUUUGGAUUCUGAGUCAUCUUGCACUCAAACCAUGUUAAGUAUCAAUGGAAACAAUGAGGGCGAAAUGUGUACUAACAUGAGAAAUGUUGACUCAAAUGGGAGUACUAACAAUCAAGUCUCAGUGAUUGAUGGGAUCCCAAAUGCAGAAGGGGAUGAGUUGUUCAGAGAUAAGAAAGAGAACAAAGCUAAUGACAAUAGUACUACUGUUAUUGUCGGGAGCAAUUCUACUUGUCAAAGCCUCCAAGAGAAUGGCAUUCUGCUCAAAGGCCAGGAAGAAAUAAAUGGAAACGCACCUACUUUACAAAAUGAGGUGAAAGCUCAAGUUAUCAUUGAAGGAAUGGAAGCUGGUUGCCACACUGGAUCAGAAUCAGAGAGGGAAAGUGUCGUCCUUUCACAUGACAAUCCUGACCCCACAAGCAUUAGGCAUCAGGAUUCUAUUAAUUCCUCAAUUUCAAAACUUCCCAAGGCAUCACUGGCUGGUGUUUCUACUGUUGCCUCUGUGGCACAAAAUUUCUCAGUGUCCAACUUGAAAUUGGCAAGCAAAGUUGCUGAAGACUCGAUCUUGGAAGAGGCACGAAUCAUUGAGGCAAAGCAAAAGAGAAUUAUGGAGUUAUCCACUGCUACCUCUCCACUGGAGAUUCGUCGAAAAUCUCAUUGGGAUUAUGUACUUGAGGAAAUGGCAUGGUUAGCCUAUGAUUUUGCACAGGAGCGUCUUUGGAAGAUAAAUGCUGCUGCUCAAAUAUGCCAUAGGGUCGCUUUUACUUCUCAGUCAAGAAAACAAGUAAAAGCUUCCCCCAUGAAGGAAAAGAAAGUAGCUUAUACCAUGGCCAAAGCUGUCAUGGAGUUCUGGCAUUCUGUAGAGGAGAAAAGUAAAGAGCUGGAGCUCCAAUCUCCGAAGGAGGGUGUACUCGCUGUCCAGUCAUACGCACUGAAAUUUCUGAAAUAUAACAACUCUGAUGCUGUUCCUUGCCACGCUGAAGCGUUGGUAACUCCAGAAAGGAUACCUGAUUCGGGAAUCCUGGACAUGUCAUGGGAGGAUCAUUUGACUGAAGAGAACCUCUUCUACACAGUUCAGCCGGAGGCUAUGGAAUCCUACAGAAAAUCAAUUGAAUCUCUUGUGGAUCAAUACGAGAAAACUGGAAGUACUGUGCAAGACGAAGUGGAUACAUCUGCAUGUGAUGAUAUAGCAGAAUUUAAAUUUCAAGAUAAUGCAUAUGAAGAGGAUGAAGGUGAAACAAGUACAUAUGACACGGCAGUGGCCUUUGAUGGUCUACCUUCAAGAUUUGCCCAAAAGAACCCAAAACACUUGACAAAUCCUUAUGGUGCUAGGUCAUACAAAAUAGGUCCCCAUUUUUUGCCCAUGCAAUGCAUUGAAAGUAAAGUUGCAACACAACAAUCUGCUUUACUGGCAAAACGCCCAGGCAGCACUCUUAAUGUGUCAAUUCCUACAAAACGUAUGCGGACUGCUUCCAGGAGAGUUAUCAGCCCCUUUAGUGCAGGAACAUCCGGAGGCAUUCAGAUAUCUAAUAAGACAGAUGCUUCAAGUGGUGAUACUGAUUCAUAUCAGGAUGAUCAGAGUACUUCACGUGGUGGAUCCCUUGUUCCAAAUGGUUUGGAAGUUGAAUCUGUUGGGGAAUUUGAAAAGCAAUUGCCAUUCGAAUCUGUACAAAUAUUGACAAAACCUAAGAAGAAAAAGAAAGAAAAGCAUCUGAAUGCUACAUAUGAACAAAGGUGGCAGGUUGAUUCCAAUUUUCAGAGUGAGCAGUUCCAGUGGGAUCAUUUGAAGAAGAGAUCAGAGAGUCAUCAACUUGAAUCUAAUGGCAGCAGUGGUUUAUCUGGUCAACACAUAAUGAAGAAGCAGAAGAUUAUGCGUCAAUCACAAGAUAACUCUUUUGAGACUAUUGCACCUAUUGGUGGAUCUGUCCCUUCGCCUGCAGCCUCCCAAAUUGGUAAUGUGCCUCAACCAAAUAAGUUUGUUAGAAUACUUGGAGGACGGGAUCGGGGUAAGAAACCCAAAAUUUUGAAGAUGCCUGCUGGGCAGCUGGGUUCAGGAAGUCUAUGGUCUCUCUUUGAGGACCAGGCACUUGUCGUUCUGGUACAUGAUUUGGGUCCCAAUUGGGAGCUUGUAAGUGAUGCAAUUAACAGUACUUUGCAAUUGAAGUGCAUAUUUCGCAAACCUAAAGAAUGCAAGGAGAGGCACAACAUUUUGAUGGAUAGGACUUCUGGUGAUGGGGAGGAUAGCAUUGAGUAUUCGGGGUCUUCACAGCCUUAUCCUUCUACGUUACCCGGCAUCCCCAAGGGAAGUGCCAGACAAUUGUUUCAGCGUUUGCAGGCGCCAAUGGAAGAAGAUACCAUCAAAUCUCACUUUGAGAAAAUUAUUAUGAUUGGUGCGAAACAAAAUUAUCGUAAGCCUCAGUCUCAAAAGCGGGAGCAAGCUCACGAUUCUCAUGCAAUUGCUCUCUCCCAAGUUUGCCCAACAAAUCCGAAUGGAGGGCCCAUUUUAACACCUCUGGAUUUGUGUGAUGCAACAACUUCUAGCCCUGAAAUACAUUCUAUUGGGUAUCAAGUGCCACUUUCUAGUGGUUUAGCUAUUGCUAAGCAGGCUACUGUGGCGCCAAUGCUUCCUACAUCUGUUGCCGGUUCUGCAGUACAAGGAUCCUCCAAUAUAAUGGCUGGCAAUAAUAUUUCAAUGCCACCUGAUCCACUUAAUUCCUCUGUCAGGGAUGGUAGAUAUGGGGUUCCUAGAUCUACAUCUUUAUCAAUUGAUGAACAGCAGAGAAUGCAACAGUAUAAUCAAAUUAUAUCUGGUAGAAAUAUUCAACAGCCCAGUAUGUCUGCUCCUGGAGCUUUUCCAGGAACUGAUCGCAGUGUUCGUAUGCUUACUGGUAGCAGUGGCAUGGGCAUGGUGUCUGGUGUUAACAGAAGCAUGCCAAUUGUGAGGCCUGGAUUCAAAGUACUAUCAUCAACAUCCAUGGUGAAUUCUGGGAGUAUGGUUUCCCCUGGUGCAGUGUCAGUAAAUAUACAGUCCGCAGUUGUCUCUGGUCAAGGAAACUCGGUGUUUAGACCUCGUGAUAAUUUGCAUAUGAUGCGGUCUGGGCCGAGUCUGGAUUCUCAAAGGCAGAUGAUGGUGUCUGACCUUCAGAUGCAGGCCCCACCAGGUAGCAGCCAAGGAAUCUCUCCUUUUGGUGGGAAAAAUUCUCCUUUUCCUAACCAGACAGCUUCCCGACCUGUUUCAUCCGUCCAUCAGCAGCAGUCACACCCGGUAUCCCCACAACAGCCCCAAGUUCGUAGCUCUCUUCAAUCACAUCUUCAAGGAGCAGCCAAUCAACCUCCCAAUGCCCAGCAGCAAGCCUAUGCAAUGCGCCUACCAAAAGAGAGACAAAUUCAACAUCGUAUUCUCCAGCAACAAUUUACUGCUUCUAAUUCCUUGAUGCAGCAUGUACCACCACAGCCGCAACUUCCUAUUUCGUCGCCUUCACAAAAUAGUUCCCAAGUUCAGUCCCAAACAAUCUCUCCAUCGGUAUCACAUUCUCCGCUAACAUCUGCUUCUAUUAAUACAGUGCUGCAGCACCAGCAGAAGCAUCAAAUGCAUAGUUCUCAAACUAUUAGCAGUGUCAAUCAGACAGGCAAGCAGUGGCAGCGCCAGCAGCAGCAGCAGCAGGUUUUGCAUGGUAACAGGCCACAUUCCCAGCAGCAACAGCAGACACAGAGUCAACGGCAGGCUAAACUUUCAAAGGGAAUUGGAAGAGGAAACAUGAUGCAUCAGAGCAUCCCUGUUGGCCCCUCCCUUUUGGAUGGCAUUUCGAGUACAGGGAACCAGUCGUCAGAGACAGGAGUGCUGAGCACACAUUUAAUUCAAGGUCAGGGUUCAUAUCCUGGGCCACCACUAAAUGCUGUGCAACUGGCGAGGCAAAAUGUGCCCUCGCAAUCAUCUAAUCAAUCCCUGCCUCAGCACAAGGCAUAUUCUGGCCAAGUAUUUUCACCCUCGAAACACCCACCUCAAAUGCCUUCUCAUCCUGAUAAUAGCAGUGAAGCUCUGGUUCUACCAGUUACUUCUGCCUCUACAUCAUCUGCUGGCCAUCAAUCUGUUCCAGCAGUGACUAUGGCUGCCUCCAAUCACCAAUGGGCACCACCUCACCAAAAGUUGGUGAAUCAAAAUCCGGAGUCUCUUCAGAGAGGAUUUCAUCAAAAUCGAAAGCCUAAUUCUGACCCAUCAAACAAACCGCAAGCCAGAGAUUGUCAUACUGAACAGCUUCCAACAAGCAGUUCUGCUGAGAUCGGUCCCAUGACAACAUUGCCACAGGUUUGUAACAAUGCAACUAAUGUAGCACAGGUCAUUUCUCCUCCUAGUGUGCACCGGAAUGGUUCAGAGCCGUUGUUUGAUUCUGAUACUUCGAAUUCACCAACAAAUUUGGGUUCCUUGGUUCCUCCACCAGCGAGUUCUAAUGAGUCCGUGCCUCAAAAUAUCCAAGGGCCUGGUCAAAGGCUGUUGUCUAUGAGCUUACCUAAAAUUGGACAUGAUGUUAGUGCUCAGUGGCAGCAGCAACCAUCACAACUACAACCACCCCCUUCGCCGGUAGCCCAACCUCAGCAGCAGCAGCAGCAGCAGCAGCCACAGCUCUUGCAAGCAGGGAAUGGUAGUUUAUAUGGUAGGCCUGGUGAACCUAAACUGGAAUGAAGGACGCUUAACAGGUGUCUCGGUGGUGAUAGGUCCUGCCUGGGUUAGGUCAACGUACGUUUGAGAGCAAUUUACAGUAAAAAUUCUCACUCUCUGGGACAAUAUACCAACUGUUUAUGCAUUAUUCAGUUUGAAGCUUAUGGUUCUAUCUGGGCAUGGGAAGGUGACAAUUUGGUCAAACUUAGAAGUUCUCUGCAUUUCGGCAAAGAAGACUUUGGGGGUAUUUUGUACAUUGCUGUUGAUCUAAAGCUUGGGGAAGAUUGAGACAGAUGAUAGAGGUAGGUGUACAUAGUCUCAUCUCUCCUUUUUGGUGGUUACAUUUUCCAUCGCAUAUUUAUUUUCCUGCUCAGUUAAUUAGGGGCCCUAAUUAUUUUUGCCCCAUAGAUCAGCCGUGUAUUAUUUCACUUGUUAACAUUGUUUUGGCCAAAGGCUGUAGGAAUUUUGUGAAUAUUAGUCGUCUGGUUAUAUUACGGUUAAUAUUUGUAGUGGUCAUCCUACAUCAUUUGUUGUAAAGUAUGAUAGGGGGUGAUGUAUUUGAAAGCUCAGAGGACCAGGUUUUUUUUUUUUUUUUUUUCAUUGGUAAUUAUCGCCCGUUUUCUACAAGUGUACGGUGUCAAAUUUUGUAAUAUAAUAUUGGAAGUAGAGUAUCGAAUCCACAAUGAUUGAUA
Messenger RNA from Olea europaea var. sylvestris, 6736 nucleotides. RefSeq names its product chromatin modification-related protein EAF1 B-like. The transcript is spliced from 23 exons. Gene Ontology annotation, cellular component: NuA4 histone acetyltransferase complex. The coding region runs from base 237 to 6068 and encodes 1943 amino acids. NCBI's taxonomy places the organism in Eukaryota, Viridiplantae, Streptophyta, Magnoliopsida, Lamiales, Oleaceae. The record is from RefSeq and is a predicted model, not a curated record.